AUGCGUUUGAAAGACACAAAGAUGGCGGUCUCGGCUGCAGUCUUCUCUCCACAGAGCAGUCCGCCAAAGACCACACAUCUCUCUCAUGUGCGGACCAGACUACAGAAUGACCCUCGCCUGGCUCCUCUCAAAGAAGCCGUCAUCAAUCUCCCACAGACAUUACAAGCCCUCACAACCAAACAUGCCGACCUUGCGUCGCUCGAGGACGCCACAACAGCCGUCAACAGUUUCCCACAAUGGAUUGAAAACGGCGACUCCUCGAUGCUGGAGCAGAAUAUGUCCGGCCUCGUCACACUCCCCCUGCUCACGACUAUCCACAUUGUGCAGUACCUGGACUAUCUGCAGAGAAUGAACCUACGCCAUGAGGACUUUUUGGAAGACGUUGAAGACGGCGGCAUUCAAGGUUAUUGCAUUGGCCUCUUGUCGGCCAUUGCGGUUGCAUGUUCAGCGAACGAGGAUGAGUUGAUCCAGCAUGCCGUUAGCGGUGUCCAGCUGGCACUGGGCAUCGGUGCGUUUGGGGAUCUCGGGGCGCCCACAGAGGGCGAUUCGAACACCAUGCAGAUUCGACUGAAGAAUCAGGGCGACGUUGAGUCAAUCUUGAAGGAAUUUCCAGGGGCUUACGUCUCGACCAUCACGGACGCCAAAACACUCAGCCUCAUCGUUCCUCCUGAGCAAAUGACACAGUUCAAGUCAUAUGCCGCUUCCGAAGGACUUCGUGCACGCCAGAUGCACAUUCGAUCCAACCUCCACAACAAGGAGAACAGCAAACUGGCCGAGGCUUGCACAGAGAUCCUGAGCGACAUCCCUUUCCCGACAUCGGAACGCCUCCAGGUGCCUGUUCGCUCGAAUCAAACAGGAGAGACGCUGCCUGACGAUGCCGACUCAAUGGUUGAAGAGGCUGUCACCACGAUUCUCGCCUCUCAGUGCAACUGGUCCCUCGUCAUCGGCCAUUUGGCCGAGGAUCUCAAAGAGACAGGCAAGAAAACGCACGGCAUUGCGCUAUUUGGCAUCGGUGACUCGGUGCCCAUCUCAGCGUUCACAAAGCUUGGCCUGGAGCUGUACAAGACGGAUGGGCUUGCGUUCACAGACACGCCGCCCACACCCUUUGUGCCUCCUAGCUCCGCGGACGCCUUUCCUCCAGAUGCUAUUGCCAUUGUCGGUGCAGCCUGUCGACUGCCUGGUGCCAGCUCUCUGGACGAGCUUUGGAACAUCAUCUCCCAGGGACAGUCGAGGCUCGAGAAGCUCCGCACCGACCGUGUGAAUCUCAAGGAGUCUUAUCGUGCAUCGCAGGACCAAGACUGGGUGAAAAAGCGGGAGUUCUUUGGCAACUUCAUUGACGACGUCGACGCGUUCGACCACUCUUUCUUUGGCAUCAGCCCUCGAGAGGCCAAGUACAUGGAUCCCCAGCAGAGGCUUCUGCUAGAGACGGCUUUCGAGGCUAUGGACUCGAGUGGCUACCUGCGGCACCACAAGCGCGAUCGUGGCGACGCAGUAGGGUGUUUCGUGGGUGCCAGUUACACCGAGUACCUCGAGAACACCAGUGCUUACUCCCCGUCCGCAUUCACUGCGACUAGCACGAUCCGAGCUUUCCUGUCUGGUAAGAUCAGCUAUCACUUUGGCUGGACGGGUCCCUCUGAGGUGAUCGACACGGCCUGCUCAGCGUCCAUUGUCGCAGUCCACCGCGCUGUUCGCGCCAUCAACGCUGGCGAGUGUCCCAUUGCCCUAGCUGGCGGUGUCAACAUCAUCACCGGUGUCAACAACUACUUUGACCUGGGAAAGGCCAGCUUCUUGAGUCAGACUGGGCAAUGCAAGCCGUUUGACGACUCGGCUGACGGCUACUGCCGUGCUGAUGGCGUCGGUCUUGUCGUUCUGAAGCCACUCAGCAAGGCCAUCUCCGACAACGACCACAUCAUGGGCGUCAUUCCCGCUGUGGCCACGAACCAAGGCGGCAUUGGCGCGCCAGGUAUCACCGUACCAGACGGCAUACUGCAAAAGUCUCUGUACCGUGGCAUCCUGGAAAGCUCAGGCAUCUCUCCAGAGCAGGUAACCUACGUCGAAGCCCACGGCACUGGCACGCAGGUCGGUGAUCCCAUCGAGAUUGGCAGCAUCCGCGAGGUCUAUGGCGGUGCACACCGUGACGCUCCUCUGUACUUGGGCUCAUUGAAGUCCAACAUUGGUCACAGCGAGACAGCUGCCGGUGUUGCCUCGCUUAUCAAAGUCCUCGCCAUGUUGCGGAACCGAGGUAUUCCACCUCUGCAGGGUUUCAAGCGCCUCAACCACAAGAUCCCGCCUCUGGAGGUUGACAAGAUGCACAUCCCCACCAAACUCCUGCCGUGGGAUGCCGACACUCGCAUCGCGUGUAUCAACAGUUAUGGCGCGUCAGGGAGCAACUCGGCACUUCUGUGCUCCGAGUGGCAUGAAGAGACGCCCACGAUGGUGACAGAGCCCGUCACUGCUCCGCCGCAAGAGUAUCCCAUUCUCCUCAGUGCGGCAUCCGCUUCGAGUCUGCAGCGCUUUGCCAACGAGUUGGCUACCUACAUCUCCAAGUCGAAUGCUGACGUGACGCUCGGAAACCUGUCGUAUACCCUCAGCCAGCGUCGCAAGCAUCAUCGCAUUCGGUGGUCUGCCACUGUCACGGAUCUGAGUAGCCUGAUCGAGAAGCUUCAGUCUUGCGCCCCUGAGGACUUUUCCACUGCGCCCCCAACCACGAAGAGCAUUGUGCUCACAUUUUCAGGCCAGAGCAGGACCACGAUUGGUGUCAGUCCCUCGGCCAGACAGGGCAACCCUCGCUUUGAAUACUACAUUCAGAAGUGCAACACCAUCCUCCAAAGCUAUGGAUGCCCAGACAUCCUACCGUAUCUCAGUCAGACAGAGACCAUUGAGGACGCUACCAUCCUACAGUGCGGUACCGUAACGGUGCAGUAUGCUUGCGCCCAGUGCUGGAUUGAUGGUGGGCUCUACGUUGCCGGCAUUGUCGGUCACAGUCUUGGCGAGUUGACCGCCUUGGCCGUCUCCGGUGUUCUAUCCCUCGAAGACAUGCUCAAGGCCGUGUACACCCGUGCUGAGCUGCUCAAGGCCCGAUGGGGACCAGAGCGCGGCACCAUGUUGGCGAUUCAUGCCAAAGUCGACACUGUUCGCACCAUCAUGGAUGUGGUUGAGUCGAUCAUCGAUCACCAGGAUGAGGCUUUGGAAAUUGCCUGCUACAACAGUGUCACUAGCCACAUUGUUGUCGGCAAGGAGAAGUCCGUCGCCAUGGCCGAGCGUAUCAUCCAGGAGGAUGCACGUUUCCAUGGUCUGCGCUACCAGCGUCUACAGACCAGCCAUGGCUUCCACUCUCGCUUCACCGAGCCUCUUCUCUCCGGCCUUAUUGCUGUUGAGCGGACCAUUGAGUUCAAAAAGCCAGCUAUCCCUCUGGAGACGAGCACUCAGCAGCAGGUGUCGUUUGUCAACAAGUCCAAGGAUCGCUACUUGGCCAACCACGCGCGCGAUCCUGUGUACUUUGUUGACGCAGCUCGCCGCAUCGAGUCCCGACUAGGCGAGUGCGUCUGGCUUGAGGCCGGCUGGAGCACUCCCAUCAUUUCCAUGGUGAAGCGUGCUGUCGCAAAACCAGCUGUACAUACGUUCCAGCCCGUCACGUCGCCUGCCGCCGUUGCUGUCGAGCUUUGGCGUGAGGGCAUCGCGACAACGUACUGGAGCUUUUUCACGCCCAAAGAGAGCGGCCUGAAACACAUCUACCUUCCACCCUACAGCUUUGAUCGCCCCAAGUACUGGCUCGACCACGUCGACCGCGCCAUGGAGGAGCGUCGUGCUGCUGAAGCUGCUAAGGGGGAGACCACACAAGCGCCAGCCAAGGUGCAACCCAUGAUCGUGUUUAAGCGCAGCGAGGGUAUCGGGCACCACUUCAAGCUGCACACGGAGACAGAGCGGUACACGCGCAUUGUGCAGGGCCAUGCGGUUAGGGCCAAGCCUCUCUGUCCUGCGUCGGUAUACAUGGAGUCCGCCAUUAUGGGCAUCAACCUUCUCGGUGCUGCGCCCAUUGGCAAGACCAUCACCUUUGAGAAUGUUGGUUUCCAUCGUCCUUUGGGUUGCGACGACAACCUAGACGUCGAGCUCGUCCUUCAGAAGGGCGCUGAGGAUGACUGGCACUACGCCGUUUCAUCCGGGCCCAGGGCCUUGCAUUCGGACGGCAAUUUCAGUGCCACCACGUCUGAAGUGUCUGAUCUGCAGCUCUACGAGAUGCUCCUGGCUGACAAGAUGGAGACCCUCCGCAACGACACUGACGCUGAGAAACUUCGAACCAGUACUGCCUACAAGCUCUUUUCGAGGGUUGUCGAGUACUCUGCCCUCCUCAGGGGUAUCACCAGUAUCACUCUCGGCUCGCGUCAGGCCAUCGCCCAAGUCAAGGUGCCCAAAUCAACCUGGGCAGCAGAGGGCGAGUCAUCUGUCACCGACUUCUACGACGCCGUGGCACUGGACACGUUCAUCCAAGUCCUUGGGCUGCUGAUCAACUCUGAUACCGGCUCGUCCGCUGAUGAUGAGAUCUACGUUGCCAGCAGUAUCGGCAAGAUGGUUGUCUCGCCCACCGAUUUCACCAAGCCCCAGACUUGGACCGUGUACGCCACAUACUCCACGUCAGACAGUAAGACAUCCAGUGGUGCUGUCUUUGUCUUCAACGAGGAAGGGAAAUUGUCCAGCUUCGCGACAAAGGUGCAAUUCAUGCGCAUAAAGGCUGCCAAGCUUGAACGAGUGCUAGAGAGCGCCAACCCUAACAUUACUUCCACUCUGUCAAGCCUGGAGGCUUCGGUCCCGUCCAUGCCUGUACCUGUCCAGCGGCCUACCUCGGCACCCACCUCGGCGCCCAGGUCAGUCACUCUUGCAGCUCCGGCGCCCGAUACUGGCAAGAUCAAGGCGAAGAUUGCAGACCUCAGGGCUCUGAUCUCCGUCUACACUGGUGUUCCGGUGGAGGAGAUGCGUGACGACCAGAGCUUUGGAAACAUGGGUCUCGACUCGCUGGCCUCGAUGGAGUUGGCGGACGAGAUGGAGUCCAAGCUCAAUCUCAAGGUGCAGGCCGAAGAUCUUUUGCUCGGCACAGUGGGCAGUCUUAUUAGCAUGCUGCCUGGUGCAUCAGGAGAGCUGAUGUCAAGCAACAGUAUAGGUAUGGUCUCUGAUGAUACCAGCUCGGAGUCGUCGGGAUCCUUCCGUGGCACAACCGGGCUGCCUACCAGUAUUCCUGCCACCCCCACUGGAUUCUCUGAUAACGAGGAUGAGGAGUUGGGUAUGCCAUGGAAGCGUCCCGAGGGUCCACUGAACAGCAGAUUCAAGAUGGAGACUGUCGUUUACAAGGACGAGGAGGGCGUUCAAGUCCCCGCAGACAUCUACGUGCCGUCAGAAGCAGCACCCAACCCGAUGCCUGUAGGUCUGUCUGCCUGA
This is a messenger RNA of Emericellopsis atlantica, 5430 nucleotides long. RefSeq lists its product as uncharacterized. The transcript is spliced from 2 exons. Gene Ontology annotation, biological process: secondary metabolite biosynthetic process; fatty acid biosynthetic process. Gene Ontology annotation, molecular function: fatty acid synthase activity; phosphopantetheine binding; 3-oxoacyl-[acyl-carrier-protein] synthase activity. The coding region runs from base 1 to 5430 and encodes 1809 amino acids. NCBI's taxonomy places the organism in Eukaryota, Fungi, Ascomycota, Sordariomycetes, Hypocreales, Bionectriaceae. The record is from RefSeq and is a predicted model, not a curated record.